ACAAUGAACAGAGAAUCAGCAUAUGCACUCUCUUUUCUAAUCCUCUUACUAUCUUCUCUGUUCUAUUUCAACCUUGUUACAUUCGAUCAACAAACUCUUUCUCGUUUUGAUUUUUUGUAUAACAAUUCACAAAAAUCAAUACCAAUUGAAGCGUGUGAUUAUUCCAAAGGCCAAUGGGUUUGGGAUGAAAAUUAUUACUCUCAUCAAUUGUACGAUGAAAAUUGUCCCUUUCUUGAUCCCGGAUUCCGGUGCCGGCAAAACGGACGGAACAAUGAAGGUUUUCGUAAAUGGAGAUGGCAACCUGAUGGUUGUGACCUUCCACGGUUCAAUGCAAGUGACCUCCUAGAGAAGAGUCGCAAUGGCCGCAUUGUGUUUGCAGGUGAUUCAGUAGGCAGAAACCAAUGGGAGUCAUUACUAUGCAUGCUAACAAAAGGGAUCUCAAACCUCUCAAAAAUAUAUGAAGUGAAUGGAAGUCCUAUAAGCAAACACAAAGGAUACCUAGUGAUGAGAUUUGAAGAAUACAACAUGACAGUAGAGUAUUACAGGGCACCUUUCUUGUCUAUUAUAGGUCGCCCUCCACGCAACUCAUCCAAUGACAUCAAAAUGACUAUCAGACUUGAUGAGUUGCAUUGGUAUUGCAAUAAGUGGGUUGGAGCAGAUGUUCUUGUUUUCAAUUCUGGUCAUUGGUGGAACUCGGACAAAACUAUCAAGACUGGUAGCUACUUCCAGGAAGGAGGGAAGGUAAAUAUGAGUAUGACAGUGAAUGAAGCAUUUAGGAGAUCCUUACAGACAUGGAAAUCAUGGGCAUUGGGUAAUCUAAAUCCUUUGAGGAGUUUCAUCUUCUUUCGUAGUUAUUCACCCGUUCAUUACAGGCAAGUACAUUGACACAUUGUCGUGGUUUUCACUCUGUCACAAACUCAUUAAAAAACAUCUAAAAAGAAGAAAAAAAGCUUAAUUUUACUA
This is a messenger RNA of Cicer arietinum (chickpea), 963 nucleotides long. RefSeq names its product protein trichome birefringence-like 9. The record is from RefSeq and is a predicted model, not a curated record. Gene Ontology annotation, cellular component: Golgi apparatus. Lineage: Eukaryota; Viridiplantae; Streptophyta; Magnoliopsida; Fabales; Fabaceae. Gene Ontology annotation, molecular function: O-acetyltransferase activity.